Messenger RNA from Fonsecaea nubica, 1788 nucleotides. RefSeq lists its product as hypothetical. The record is from RefSeq and is a predicted model, not a curated record. The transcript is spliced from 4 exons. The coding region runs from base 1 to 1788 and encodes 595 amino acids. NCBI's taxonomy places the organism in Eukaryota, Fungi, Ascomycota, Eurotiomycetes, Chaetothyriales, Herpotrichiellaceae.
AUGGGUCUGUCGAGAUGGGCCAUUGCAGCAGCGCUGCUCCAACUCGCCUCAGUUGUACUGGCUCAUGGUCACGAUGAGGAGAACCAUGAUAUGGAUAUGAAGAAGCCGGAAACUCCUCAGAACGGCGGGGACGAGAACGAUCCAUAUAGCAUGCCCAGCUACGCCGGCCUGGGCCAGCACCAGAAUAUGAUCACAGCGCAUAUUGUCCUAAUGGUGUUAGCAUGGCUUUUCAUUCUUCCAAUUGGCGCCAUUUUCAGCAUUGCUCGAUCGAAACUCGCUCUUCCAGUCCAAUUUCUCUUCCUGAUCGUUAACGGCUUUGGGCUGCUGUUUGGGAUUGUGUACAACGUCAACACUCCGGAUUUGUACGUGCACAAUGCCCACCACAGAAUUGGCUGGAUCGCAACCUGGAUCAUGACCGCACAGGUCAUUGCGAGCCUGUUGUUCGCCUAUUCGCGGAGAGGCAAGCAAUCCUCAGCUCCAGCUGGCGAGAGGGCGGCGUUUCUCCCGGUUUCUGUUGAGAAUAUAGCCCAGCAUAACAGGCGGCCACCUUAUAGUUCCUACCGCUGGUCUGGCGACAGCGGCCAAGGCACUGAUACUUCCUCGACACUGCACAGCCGGGACGGGUCUCCGACGGUUGUGGGCCGACGAGAUACCUUCGAAGAUUUCGAGAAACCCGAACCUCUCCCAGAAUCGGAAGACGACGAUGACCUGCAGUUGCCGCAGCAGCCUAGCGAGAAGUCUCGCUGGUUGCGCAUCAGCUUCAUCGAUAAGUACCUGUCCGCUCGGAUCCCGAAUCUGGUCUCAUCUCAGAUUUUGCGAGUGGUCGAGAUUGUGUACAAUGUGGUCGACAGAUUGAUUCUGGUCCUUGGUUUCAUCACUUUGAUAACCGGCUUCAUCACAUACUGUGGUCUUUUCAGAGCAAACAAUGUUUUCACAGGUCUCGCGCAUUUUAUCAAGGGAGGAAUUUUCUUCUGGUACGGAUUGCUCACCCUUGGACGAUGGAUGGGUUGCUUUGCCGAUCUGGGCUGGGCUUGGAAUCUUAAGCCGACCCGCAGCGAAGUCGGCCAAUGGAAGUCGAAAAUCCCUUCGGCUGAAUUCACAGAAUCCUUUGUCAUUUGGUUGUAUGGUGCGACCAAUGUCUUCCUGGAGCAUCUUGCUGCUUGGGGUGGCGAGUGGACGGCGCAGGAUUUUGAACAUGUCUCGAUCGCCAUCAUGUUCUUUGGAGGUGGAUUGUGCGGUAUGCUUGUCGAGUCCAGCAUCGUGCGACGCUGUCUCAACACCGUCGUCGAAACAAUGCCCGCCCGAACAGAGGUUCAUCCUAGUGAAGCACUGGAACUGCGCGACACCCCGAAACAGUACACUACAUCUCUCAACCCUAUGCCCGGCUUGGUCAUUAUCCUCCUGGGGAUCAUGAUGUCCUCACAUCACCAGGACUCCAUGGUGUCUACCAAGGUACACUCACAAUGGGGCACACUCCUGGUCGGCUUCGGCGUCGCUAGGAUCUGCACGUACCUGAUCAUGUUCCUCUCUCCACCAAAGUCGGUCUAUCCUACCCGGCCGCCGACCGAACUGGUCGCAUCCUUCUGCUUGAUCAGUGGCGGGAUCAUCUUCAUGGCCAGUGCCCGCGACAUCAUCCACUAUAUGGAGACGACAGGUCUCAUGGCCAUGUUCGUUCUCACCGUUACGUGUGGGUUCACGGCGUUCAUCAUGGCAUAUGAGAUCAUCGUGCUUUGCCUCAAGGGCUGGGCCAUGAGGAGAGAAAACAAGGGCUCGGCCCCCAGAUUUUGA